Pelodiscus sinensis (Chinese soft-shelled turtle) is the source of this 2334-nucleotide messenger RNA. Lineage: Eukaryota; Metazoa; Chordata; Testudines; Trionychidae. The record is from RefSeq and is a predicted model, not a curated record.
AUGGCCAAAGGUUCCCUCGUGGGGAACCUCGCCCAGGAUCUGGGGCUGGAGCUGAGGGAGCUGCCGCUGCGGAGGCUCCGUGUCAGUUCGGAAAAGCAGCACUUCAGUGUGAAUGGGGAAAAUGGCGACUUAUAUGUGAAUGGCCGUAUAGACCGGGAGGAGAUCUGCGGGGAGACUUCGCUUUGUGUGCUGAAGCUGGAAACGGUGGUGGAAAACCCUCUGAACGUUUACAUCGUUAAUGUAGCGAUCCAGGACAUUAAUGAUAACGCCCCGCGGUUCGUGAAGAGUGAAAUUGAUCUAGAAAUCAGUGAAUCAGCAGUUGCGGGUGCGCGAUUUAGACUGGAAUCUGCCCAAGAUCCGGAUUUGGGGAGCAAUUCACUGCAGAAUUAUCAACUCAGUAAAAACCCGUCUUUUACUCUGUCAGUGAAGGAGAGCCCGGAUGGAAAAAAACAAGCAGAAUUAGUCUUGGAAAAGUCUUUGGAUCGAGAGGAGGAAAGUUCAUACGAGUUGAUCCUGACAGCGCUGGAUGGGGGAGAUCCAGUCAGAUCUGGGACAGCGCAGAUUAGAAUUAAAAUUUCUGACGCCAAUGACAAUCCCCCAGUAUUCACUGAACAGAUCUACAAAGUCAGCCUGAGGGAAAAUCUGCCAAAGGGUUCUCUAGUGCUUCAGGUGAAAGCCAGUGACAAAGACGAAGGUGUAAACGGUCUUAUAACGUACUCUUUCAACAGCGUUCUGGAAAACAACCUCAAAUUAUUCCAUUUGGACACUGAAAACGGAAAAAUAAUAAAUACAGCAAUUCCGGAUUUUGAAGAGAAAAGCAAAUACACAUUGGAAUUGGAAGCUAAGGAUGGGGGCGGGCUAACGGGUCACUGCAAAGUCCUUAUAGAAAUUUUAGAUGAGAACGACAAUCCUCCGGAAGUGACAAUUUUAUCACUAUCCAGUCUUAUUCCGGAAGACUCACCGCCAGGAACAGUGAUAGCUCUGAUCAAAGCACAAGACCGAGAUGCCGGACAAAAUGGAGACGUCACAUGUCACCUUCAACAAAAUUCCCCUUUAAAAAUAAUAUCGUCUUCCAGUAGCUACUACAAGCUGGUGACUGACAGCCCCCUGGACAGGGAGCGGGCCCCGGAGUACAACAUCACAAUCACGGCCACAGACAAGGGCUCCCCCCCGCUCUCCACCCAGAAAACCAUCCUCUUGCAGAUCUCGGAUGUCAAUGACAACGCCCCUGUCUUCGAGAAACCUUCCUACAGCGCCUACGUGCCCGAGAACAACCCCUCGGGGGCCUCCAUUUUGAGCGUCAAAGCCUCAGACCGGGAUCUGGACGGCAACGCCCGGGUCACUUACUCCAUCCUGCGCAGCAGCAUCCAGGAGCUGCCUGUCUCCUCCUACGUGUCCAUCAACUCCCAGACCGGAGCGCUGUACGCGCAGCGCUCCUUCGACUACGAGCAGUUCCGGGCGUUCGAGCUGCAAGUGAAGGCCCAAGACGGCGGGUCGCCGCCUCUCAGCAGCAACGUCACCGUCAGCGUGUUUAUCCUGGAUCGGAACGACAACGCCCCUCGCAUCCUGUAUCCCUCGCUCGGGCCCGAGGGCUCGGCCGUGUUCGAGAUGGUCCCUCGCUCUGCCGAGGCGGGUUAUCUGGUGACGAAGGUGGUGGCGGUGGAUGCGGACUCGGGACACAACGCCUGGCUCUCCUACCAUGUGCUGCAGGCCACGCAGCCGGCGCUCUUCCAGCUGGGGCUGCACAGCGGGGAGAUCCGGACCGCGCGCGCCUUUGCGGACAGAGAUGCGGUGAAGCACCGGCUGGUCGCCCUGGUGAAGGACAACGGGCAGCCGCCUCUCUCCGCCACCGUGACUCUGAGCCUGGUAUUCGCCGAGAACUUCCAAGAGGCUCUACCGGAAAUGAGCGACCGGUCGGCUGAGUCGGCGCCGCAGUCUGAUUUGCAGUUCUACUUGGUGUUGGCCUUGGCCUUGGUCUCGUUUCUGUUUCUGCUUUCAGUGAUAGCGGUGAUAGCCAUGAGAGUUCGAAGUUCAAACAGCUCCCCUUUUCUGCAGUAUGCCAGGCCAGCUCUGUAUUCCAAUGAUGAUCCGAGAUUCCCGCCAGACUUCAAAGAAGGGACCUUGCCCUAUUCCUAUAACUUGUGCUUGGCUACAGACUGCGGGGGAAAUGGAUUUAAUUUGCUUAAAGGUAGCGAGCAGAACUUUACUGCUGAGAACAUUCUGGGCAAUGACACCUCUGCGAUUUUACUUAUGGGUAAUUCUGGUUCUGAAGCACCAAAAUGUGGAUCGGAAACUCUUCUCAAGGUGAGAUUUUUACCUGAAUACUUACAUUAA